AUGGUCAAGAAGCGCGCAUCCAACGGUCGCAACAAGAAGGGCCGCGGCCGUAAGGAUACUACAAUCUCACCACCCAGGUCAUCUACUAACAGAUGCUAUUUAGACGUCAAGCCAAUCCGCUGCUCCAACUGCUCGCGAUGCACACCAAAGGACAAGGCGAUCAAGAGAUUCACCAUCCGCAACAUGGUCGAGUCCGCCGCCAUCCGUGAUAUCUCAGACGCCUCCGUCUUCGCCGAGUACUCUGUCCCCAAGAUGUACUUGAAGCUCCAGUACUGCGUUUCCUGCGCCAUCCACGGAAAGAUCGUUCGUGUCCGCUCGCGCGAGGGUCGCCGCAACCGUGCUCCACCCCCUCGUGUCCGCUACAACAAGGACGGCAAGAAGGUCAACCCAGCUCAGACCGCCCAGAAGCCGCUCGGCGCCCAGGCUGCCGCAUAG
This is a messenger RNA of Fulvia fulva, 435 nucleotides long. RefSeq names its product 40S ribosomal protein S26E. NCBI's taxonomy places the organism in Eukaryota, Fungi, Ascomycota, Dothideomycetes, Mycosphaerellales, Mycosphaerellaceae. The coding region runs from base 1 to 435 and encodes 144 amino acids. Gene Ontology annotation, cellular component: ribosome; cytosolic small ribosomal subunit. The record is from RefSeq and is a predicted model, not a curated record. Gene Ontology annotation, biological process: translation. The transcript is spliced from 2 exons. Gene Ontology annotation, molecular function: structural constituent of ribosome; mRNA binding.